CCCCCGGUGGGGGAGACCGGCCUCGCACCACCUGGGCUAGUGACUGCACGGACCGUGCCAGCCAAUGAGCUCCACCUCCCCAGUGCCAAGCCUAGGACGUGCCAUCCUUGGCGAACCCCAGACACACAGACCUGAGACAGAAGGAUGGCCCUGUCCGCGGCAGACAAGUGCAACGUGAGAGAAUUCUGGGAAAAACUGGGUGAGAACACCAAGGUGUACGGCACUGAAGCCCUGGUGAGGACCUUUCUUUGUUUCCCCGAAACCAAGACCUACUUCCCCCACUUUGACCUCUCCGGGGGCUCCCGCCAGGUUCAGGCUCAUGGCAAGAAGGUGGCAGACGCCCUGACUUUGGCCGUCAGCCACCUGGAUGACCUGCCAGCCUCCCUUUCCUCCCUGAGCAAUCUCCACGCCCACAGACUCAAGGUGGAUCCCGUCAACUUCAAAUACCUGUCUCACUGUUUGCUCGUGACCCUGGCGAGGCACCACCCAGGCAACUUGAACCCCGAGGUGCACGCUUCUCUGGACAAGUUCCUGAGUUACGUGUCCGUGGUGCUAACGUCCGAGUACCGUUAAGCCGGUAGGGGACCGCCCGAGCGCGGCGUCGGCGGCUCCCUCCGCCAGUUGUAAUACACGUGAAACUUUAAAUAAAGGCGAAAUCUAUGGCAACCUA
Molecule: messenger RNA, 670 nt
Organism: Sarcophilus harrisii (Tasmanian devil)
Lineage: Eukaryota; Metazoa; Chordata; Mammalia; Dasyuromorphia; Dasyuridae
Product: hemoglobin subunit alpha
Exons: 3
Coding region: 145-573 (142 amino acids)
Biological process (GO): oxygen transport; hydrogen peroxide catabolic process
Cellular component (GO): haptoglobin-hemoglobin complex; blood microparticle; hemoglobin complex
Molecular function (GO): oxygen carrier activity; haptoglobin binding; oxygen binding
Source: RefSeq, a predicted model, not a curated record